Molecule: messenger RNA, 1216 nt
Organism: Cheilinus undulatus (humphead wrasse)
Lineage: Eukaryota; Metazoa; Chordata; Actinopteri; Labriformes; Labridae
Product: non-histone chromosomal protein HMG-14-like
Exons: 6
Coding region: 164-499 (111 amino acids)
Source: RefSeq, a predicted model, not a curated record
GAUCCAAUCCGGUUUGAGCGAGUUCUAGUAGUGGUUAGACGUUCACGUAGAGCCUCUCAGUGUUCCUGAGGUGUGGGCUGAGGUGUGCAGCUGUUUCGUGUACUUUCCUUAACUGUGAGAGUUUGCUUCAUCCUUUAACUUUUGCCCAACAAACCCAACAACAAUGGGAAAGAAGAAGUCCGUCACUGAUGCAGAUGCGAUCUCAGAGCCUGUAAGAAAGUCACCAAGGUUCAACAGUAAACCAGCGCAAAAGGAGAAAAGAGCAAAAAAGGAAGAAAAAAAGCCUGAGCCAGUUGUGAGCCAAGAGCCAGAAGAAGAAGAAGUCAACACAGAGGAGAAGGAAGAACAACCUCAGGCAGAGGAAGCAGAGGCCGUUACAGAAAAUGGAGAAAACGGAGAAAAUGGGGAGGCCAACGCCGAGGAGGAGCCGGCUGCAGAAAACGAGGCCGAAGAAAAGGAUGGCGAGGCUGAAGAGGAGGAGGAGAAUUCAGCAGAGUAGCUGUGAUGCCUUAAACUGACUUACUAGAGCCCAGUGUACCUCUUUUGUCAUUUGAUGCAGAGAUUAUUUUUUAUCAGAUAUUUUCAUAUGGUCAUGUUUUUAGGGAUUCAAAAAAAAUGCAAUUAAAAAGACAACUUUCAUUCGACUUCAUGGGUUCUGUGAAGGGAAAGAGCAACUGUGGUGCUUUUAUAUUUUACUUGUGUAUUAUCUCUCUUGCUUCUUAUUUUGCCUUUCUCUCUAAAUCCUUAUUUCUGUUAUAUCAUGACUUUCAUUUUUAUCUCAGGAAGACUUUUCCUGGGAUGUUCCACACAGGGUUUGGGAUAUUUUAACCUGGACUCUUAAAGACGGUGUGUUUUAAAAGUGAACUGGAUAAUCAAAACCUUAGCAGUGAUCUGUGCGUACUAAUUUUUCUGCAGUGUUUGGUUGAAUGAUGUUCACUCUAGCUUGUGUGCAUUUAAUGGCUUUAUGCAGUCAGUGAUUUUCCAUUUCUCAGCUGGGAUCCACUCAGAAUGUUUGGAAUUUAUCUUAUUGUCAUCAUUGUUACGGUGAACCUUAACCUCAAGUCAACAGAAUUUGCAACAAAUUUUGGUUGUAUUCAAUGUUUUGUAAACUUUUUCUAAAAAUGUAACAUUUCUUCCUUUAAAAAAAUAAAAAAAAUGUUUUCAUUGUUAUAAAUUGUGUUACAUGCCAAUUAAAGUGGAUAUUCUCUUAAAUGUA